This is a messenger RNA of Candoia aspera, 434 nucleotides long. It is a transcript of the gene POLE4, whose product is annotated as DNA polymerase epsilon 4, accessory subunit. Gene Ontology annotation, cellular component: epsilon DNA polymerase complex; nucleus. The transcript is spliced from 4 exons. Gene Ontology annotation, biological process: DNA-templated DNA replication. Gene Ontology annotation, molecular function: protein heterodimerization activity. The record is from RefSeq and is a predicted model, not a curated record. Lineage: Eukaryota; Metazoa; Chordata; Lepidosauria; Squamata; Candoiidae. Bases 1 to 348 code for a protein of 115 amino acids.
AUGGCUGCGCCCGCAACGGCGGCGGCGGGAGGAAGCGCCGCGGCUCCGGAGGAACUCGAGGCAGCGGCCGCCGGCUCCGCGCCGGCGGCGGCGGCGCCUUCGCGUCCGGGGCGGCUGCCGCUGGCUCGCGUGAAGGCGCUGGUGAAGGCCGACCCGGACGUCAGCCUGGCCAGCCAGGAGGCGGUCUUCAUCUUGGCGCGCGCCGCGGAGUUAUUUGUGGAGACCAUCGCCAAGGACGCCUUCGUCCACACCCAGCACGGGAAGAGGAAGACCCUCCAGAGGAAGGACCUGGACAAUGCCAUUGAAGAGCUGGAUGAGUUUGCCUUUCUGGAAGGAACGCUGGACUGACCAGUUUUGAAGACGAAUCCCUGGAAGGAACAAACGUGACUUUCCCGAGGAGACGGAUGCCUCCCUCCGGCCUUCUGCUGAAAACG